GCGCCAAAACAUCGGUUUCACCAAAUCUCAUCAAAGGCAAAAAAAUAAAAAAAAAAAAAAACAAAGAUGAACACUCAGAAUCCAAAUUCAGAACUUGAAGACAAUCGUCACUUUCUGUCGACAGAUGUUGUCCCAAAGCUUCUUAAGAAAUCGGCAGGUGAAGCAUCUUGUUGCAUCUUCAGAGUUCCCGACAGCCUCGCCCGUAACAAUCACAUGGCUUAUCGCCCGAGUAUCGUUUCGAUAGGUCCUUACCAUCACGGAGAGAAACAGCUCGAGAUGAUUCAGGAGCACAAACAUCGGUUCUUGGAGUUCUUCGUGUCCAGGUCUCGGAAAAAGGGUAUCAAUCUGCAAGAUUUGGUUGCGGCAGUAUCAGAUCUUGAAGAACAGAUAAGGGGCUCUUAUUCCGAGAAUCUUACGGAGUUUGAUUCUGAGAAUCUGAUCAAUAUGAUGGUUCUUGACGGUUGCUUCGUUCUCACUUUGUUCUCGGUCGUUGCGGGGAAGGUUCGGUACAGAGAAGUUAACGAUCCGAUUUUCAGAAUUCCAUGGCUUCUGCCCGCUAUUCGGACAGAUCUUCUCCUGUUGGAAAACCAGGUUCCGUUCUUUCUCCUUCAAACUCUGUUCGAGAAAUCAAAGUUGGUUUCACCAAGUACCGGAUUGAACGAGAUCGCCUUUGUAUUCUUCAGUUAUUCAAUCGAAAAACCGAACGAGUUUUGGUCAAGGCAUCACAAUCUCGACGCGAAGCAUCUUCUUGAUCUGAUUCGCAAAACUUUCAUACCCUUUUCAUCUCGAGAUCAGACACCGCAACAUAGCUCUAUCGGAAUCGAUUGUGAUUCCAAGGAGGAAUCUGAAACAGAAACUCCAAAAGACUGUUGUUUCAAAAGUAUCUGUGGUUCCAAGGGAGAAACAUCACCGGAUUCUCGCCCUUUUCACAGAUUAAUUCUAUCUGCCAAAAAACUUCAUCUCCGGGGAAUAAAAUUCAGGCCGAAGAAGAACGCUGACACGUUAUUGGACAUCAGAUACGAUAACGGCAUUCUUCAGAUACCUCCAUUACGAGUGGACGACUUUAUCAACUCAAUGCUCCUUAACUUUGUUGCAUUUGAGCAGUUCAAUACAGAUUCCACGAGCCACAUUACGAGUUACGUGGUUUUCUUGGGAUGCCUCAUAAACUCCGAGGUCGAUGCAACAUUCCUAACCGAAAGAGGGAUCGUAGAGAACUAUUUUGGGACCGAGUGUGAAGUCUCGGUAUUCUUCAAGAGCAUCGGGAAAGACAUUCCGUUCUACUUAGGCGCAAGUUACUUGGUGGAAGUGUUUGAAGGAAUUAACGAGUAUACUUCGAAAGGGUGGCACGUAAACUGGGCGGAGUUCAAGCUCACUCAUUUCUAUAGUCCGUGGACAUGCAUAUCGUCUUGUGCUGCAUUAACGCUUCUUAUCCUUACGGUGAUCCAAGCCUUCUUUGCGGCCUAUAGUUAUUUCCGUCCUCCGAAAGGGUAGUGAGCAGUUCGGUAUGAAACCCUAUCUGUGUGUGGUGUUGCAGCUUUGGUCAGUCCAAGGAUGAAGCCAGUAUGUUUUGGAACUGCAUUGUUCUUGUUUAGUCUAAAAGACACAUGCUAUAUAUGAAUGAUCAUCAAUUAGGGUUUCGUUAUGGAUCUUCCGAUGUUAUCCCUUUUACGAGAGAUUUCAAAAUAUUUGUUCUUCUUGCUUAGUCUAAAAGAAUCUUACGAUCAAUGAGCAAUUCGCCUUCUUGUCCUA
This is a messenger RNA of Tarenaya hassleriana, 1749 nucleotides long. Its product is annotated as UPF0481 protein At3g47200-like. Lineage: Eukaryota; Viridiplantae; Streptophyta; Magnoliopsida; Brassicales; Cleomaceae. The transcript has a single exon. The coding region runs from base 67 to 1491 and encodes 474 amino acids. The record is from RefSeq and is a predicted model, not a curated record.